AUGGGCAAGACACAAUACAAAAAGAAGACUCAAGCAUGGAGGCACAAUCCCAUACGAGUGCCCGACUCUCAUUUGGGAUCAGGCAAGGCAGCGGGUAAAGUCGAUCCCACCAAGGAGAAGCAAAUGUUGCCGGUGCUGCAAAAGCUUAAAUCACCCUCACACGCCGAUCGAACAUGGGCAUGUGCAGCCAUUUGCAACCUCAUUCAAGACGAUCCUGCCACUCGACGGCUAUUUCAAUCCCGCAACGUCGUAGGUGAGCUCAUUGAACGUUUGUCAGAUUCAGUGGACGAAGUGGUCGUCGAGGCAUCUGGAGCUUUGAGAAAUCUUGCCAUUGAUGGAGGUCAUGAACUAUGUGGGGAGAUGUUCAACAAGGGUAUCAUCUCGCAUCUUGGUGUCUUAUCCGGUAAAGUGAGCUCGACAGUUGAGCAGUUCAUAGUCGAGGCUGAUACUCAGAUCUCAACGACUAUUCAAGCCAUUUCUACUCCAGUACAAGGUCGCUUAACAGACGACCAGCUGCAAGCCCGGAAACAUCUUCUGCAGCUUACUGAAAAUGUGAUUACCCUGAUAUGGAGUUUGGCCGAGACGAGUCAUAAGACGCUUCAGGGAGUCAUGGGAAUGGGAGUGGAGGGUUUGUUAAUUCAGAUUCUUGACCGCAGGGAGAUGUUGGGGCCUGGUGUUGUCGUCGCUGCUGCCCAAGCCCUCUAUUCUCUCUCAUCCGAUAAUGAGCCUUUCAAGCUGGCGUUACUACGACAUCCUAUGGCCUUAUCUACCAUCGUGGACAUCUGUCAAGUGGAUCAUACACGUGACAGCCAUCAGACGAGCAACAGAAAACCAAAUGGGAAAGGGAAGGAGAAAUCCAACGGAAUGAUGGAUGAUGAAGAUGAGUUGGGAGAUGGGAGAACUCUUUUGGCCCGACUUCUCUUAUGUGGCGUCCUAAGAAAUGUGGUCACUACUGGGUCAGAGGCGGAUCAGUCUAUAAAUCUCAUCGCUCUCACCACAAAAACCAUCGUUCCUCUCAUAGACGGCUUGAUCGAUAUAAAUCUUCCGAGUGUCGUCGAUCGAGUCAUAAGCCUCGUCUCUCAAUUGCCGUCCCAGGAUCUCACAGAAGCCCUUGAUCAUCAAUUGAACGGUCACCGUUCUGCCCCUUCGCUCACCUUGGAAAGGAUUGAGAGGAGGCUACAUACUGUGUCAGUGGCUCUGGAGAUACUCACCGGCAUAUGUGCAGGUUUGGAAGAGCUAGAGGAAAGUGAGCAGCCCGAUGAACCUGAUGGGGAAGAUGAAGAGAUGGACUCUGAUUCCCUACCAGACGAAGAUAUCAUCGCUCAAUCUCAAGAUCAUUCAAAUAUGUCUACACAACCGACUCCUGUGGUCAUAUCCACUUCCAUCACCCUCUCACAUCUCAUCACCACCUUGUCUCUUCCUCAGCGCUUAACUACUCUCGCUCAGCUUACACCACUUUCUUUUCCACCAGCAUCAGAUCAACCCUCCCCUCAUCCACCUACUACCUCAGCUUUGUCGAUCUUACAUCUCAGAGCCUUGGAAGCUCUGAACAACCUCCUGCUCACUAUUGCGGCGGCUAGUGAAACUGAUCCGACUGUCAAAGGGCCUGUCCCGUCUCAGGGAGUAUGGGAGGGGAUGAUGACUGUUAUUGCCCUUUUAUAUGCGGAAGCGGACGCCUUGAAGCGGAAAGGACAUGAGAUGAGGAGAGAGGUUCUGGAGAUGGCUCUGGGAUGUUUGUGGGGUGCUGUGAAGGUGUCUGAGGAAGGUUUGCUGGUACGACCAGAUCAAAUCCAAGGUCUCCUCACUCUACUGCCACUUAUUCGUGAACCUGCCCAAACUCGACUAAUCGAAACUCUUUCUCUUCUCGCUUCCCGACCAAAUGUCUCUUUAGAGGAGAACCAAACACCUGAAGGAUCUAUACUCGUUUCACUGUUGAACGCUAUAAUCGACAUUUACGCCGAUGAGACUAGAUCAUAUGAUGGACCUGUUUUCGUUGCUGGUGGUUAUCUGGAAGCUCUCACUGGGGUAGUGGGAAGGGUCAGAAGUGCCGUGAAGAAAAUCGACAGAAGGACAGACCGAUUACUUCGUGCUCAGGCAGAAGAAGCUCAAGAGAAUUUGACGGCGUAUAUCAAAUAUCGUCGUGCUUUAUGA
Messenger RNA from Tremella mesenterica DSM 1558, 2151 nucleotides. RefSeq lists its product as uncharacterized. Gene Ontology annotation, biological process: protein import into nucleus; ribosomal large subunit biogenesis. Bases 1 to 2151 code for a protein of 716 amino acids. The record is from RefSeq and is a predicted model, not a curated record. Lineage: Eukaryota; Fungi; Basidiomycota; Tremellomycetes; Tremellales; Tremellaceae. The transcript is spliced from 10 exons.